AUGAGCGAAUUCCAGUACGGGCUCAAGGAUAAGUUCCUCACCAAGGAGGAACUCUACGAAUUUCGUUUCCCCACAACUGUACUGGCCUGGACGAAUCCUCUGAAGAAGAAGGCCACGGUCAGUACGAAUACUACCGAUUCCGGGCAUUCAAACAACAAGCUAUACCCGUUCGCAGAGAAGCUUACCAACUUGUUGGUCCGUGAUGUGGAAGUUGUCGCCGUGACAGCAUCGACCGCAGGAGAGAUUCUGUUCCAAACAGUGUGCGAUGACAGCGGCGUAUUGCUCACAGAAGAUGAUACUGCCUCUGAAGCGGAAGAAGAGAGCGAGCCAGGUCCUGCAGCGGCUGUUGGGUAUGUGCAGAGCCUUUGCAAUGAACAGCGAAGCAAGACGUUGGACGAGCAAGAGCAUCACCCUGCCCUACAAGUCCAUAUUCCAUUGACUACUGCCGAUGAUAUGGGAGACUCAAUCGGCUGCUGGUUGCUUUCCAAGACAGAGAGACAUCUGGAAGGAGUGACGCAUCCCCGGACAACUGUCAGUUUCUCUCAGCAUGCAGCCAAUCUCGUGCACUUGAUCAAGGCAACCUACGAACAAACAUCAAAGGGUACAGCUGCAUUGGCCAGAGACCAGUUACUUAACUACGUGCUCUUGACCUCGACCGCCAAGAUAGCUUCUCGCAUCCAGAAAGGCAGCAAAGACCGCAACUUUUACGACUAUCUAAGCAAGCCUGGCGGUGACCUUGAUGACUUUAUGCUGCAGGAAGGUUACCACUUCAGGUCAUUGCUUCUGGGUACCGCCCGCGAUGUUCUCUACUCAAACUUUACCGAAAUCCAGCGGAAAGUGAUCGUUUCAACGAUCAAGUUUCUGGAACGUCGGUCAUCAGCCAAUGCAGACAAACUGCCCUGCCGUACUCAAGAGGCACUGGAAAAUACCCGAAAGAUCAUCAAACCACUCACCCAAUUCAAGGACCUUCUGAACACCGGCGAAUCGACUGUUUACAACCAACAUACUGCUAGUCUUUUGCAGGAUAUUCUUAGUGCUGUGCUCGACAACCUAGUUGCCUGCUUCGAGUGGCUCGCAGCUGCAGUGCGAAGAUCACAAUUUUUCAAGAGCAGCAAUUACGACGCACUUCCAGGAAGUCCCGCAAGCGACGAAAUUGCACUCGCAGGUCACUAUUUCGAUCAUCUUUUGAAACAAGCAGGUCUCUGGCUUGAUGUUUUGACACAGUUCAAGAAGACGUUCUGCAAGUACUUGUAUACAAACCUAGGGCUUUUGAGAAAGGUUCACAUGAUAAAGAAUGCAAUGAAGACCGGCGACAUUGCUCAAGAUACCGAAGGCCUCCCUGGAUUCUCGACCCCACUUGAAAAGCAACAAACGAUCGACCCCGAGUUCGAGCAGCUCGACUCUCUUGCCGAGAGACAGCAGUGGGAGCACGCAGCAAUGGCAUGGCUGGAUCUGAUAUGUCUACACUGGACAGCGAUCCUGGAUCUCCGGAGUGAAGGCCGCCAGGCACCCCGCAACAAAGUUCUCAGAACCUACUUGCAGCAAGCGAAGUUCCAACACUUUGAAACUCGUCAAGAGCACCAGGACAGGAGAUUGAUCAUAAAGGGUUAUCUGGACAACUUCACAUUGCUAUCUGGAGAGAAGCUCACAACGGACGAAUGCCAAAAGAUCAGAACAUGGCUGCUAAGAAAUGGCGAUGGCUACUCCGCGAAAUUUGAAAACGAAGAAGCAGAAGCUACAAACUUCACCGGUACCUACCACUGCGAAACAGUCCUACUGAGUCUUGCUUUACUAGCCAAGAAGCGGGCUGAUAUCCUAGACGUCGAUAUCAAUUCCGCGUCUGCACCACUAAGCAAGGCUCACCUGCAGCUCCCUGGUAAAACAACUACGGAUGCACUAAAGGGUAAGAUGAACGCCCUACCAGUAUCGCAGAAGUGCUGUCCUGCUUGUCAUGCGCUAGUCGAAUACUUCAUUGAGAAUGUAAAUCCAGCUCUGGUAUACCCGGGUAAGCAUGAGGUAUGGUCAGCGGCAGCACUUCCACCGUGGAUUCCAAGGGAAGCGGGUCAGGUAGUUCUGCGAGCUGCCCGGAAGGCACUGCGAUUUCGGUUUGACAGCAUACUGCGAGGCUGA
Alternaria arbusti is the source of this 2130-nucleotide messenger RNA. RefSeq lists its product as uncharacterized. The coding region runs from base 1 to 2130 and encodes 709 amino acids. Lineage: Eukaryota; Fungi; Ascomycota; Dothideomycetes; Pleosporales; Pleosporaceae. The transcript has a single exon. The record is from RefSeq and is a predicted model, not a curated record.